AUGGAGUCCUACGCGGUGAGCUGCAAAUACGCCGAGCCGCACUUCCCGUCUUGCGAGCAAGAUUACAGUCAUUUCACUGACCAAGGGGGGUACUACAACAGCCCCCAGGACUGUGGAACGUACGGCGGCGGCCGCUACCACCAGCCAACCGCCGAGCCGGGAUACCCGCAGCAGCCAACCGCCUAUGAACAUUCCUUGCAGACGCAGCUGCAGCCUCAACCGCGAGAGGAUGCUGAGCGGCUGCCCCAGCAAGGUGCGCCCUUCCCGGGCUACGACCAGCACGAAGACGCCACCGGUGGAGGGAAGGAAGGCGGCUUCGGGGAGAUGUGGAUGACGUGCGCCAGUAAACCCGCUCAGGUGCAGAGGAGAAGCGUUGCGGGAGGGGGCCACCAGCCCAGAGACAAGCCGCCCAUCGUGGUGUAUCCAUGGAUGAAGAAGGUGCAUAUCGCCCACGUGAACCCGAACCAUCCCGGCCCUGAGCCCAAGCGUCUGCGCACGGCCUACACGCGUCAGCAAGUUUUGGAGCUGGAGAAAGAGUUCCACUUUAGUCGCUACCUGACUCGCCGCCGUCGCUUGGAAGUGGCGCACGCGCUCUGCCUUUCAGAGCGUCAGGUCAAGGUUUGGUUCCAGAACCGGCGCAUGCGCUGGAAGAAGGACAACAAGCUGCCCAACACUAAGGGACGCAGCAAGGCCAAGAAAGGUGUCGACAAAGCGGCCGUCCAGGUGUGA
This is a messenger RNA of Nerophis lumbriciformis (worm pipefish), 729 nucleotides long. NCBI's taxonomy places the organism in Eukaryota, Metazoa, Chordata, Actinopteri, Syngnathiformes, Syngnathidae. The record is from RefSeq and is a predicted model, not a curated record.